Molecule: messenger RNA, 1077 nt
Organism: Penicillium daleae
Lineage: Eukaryota; Fungi; Ascomycota; Eurotiomycetes; Eurotiales; Aspergillaceae
Exons: 5
Coding region: 1-1077 (358 amino acids)
Source: RefSeq, a predicted model, not a curated record
AUGACUACGAGUCACCCACAGGAUGUCUAUCACACAGUCAAUCUGGUGACGCAAUGUCUGUGCAUUCCGAUGGUUACGAUAUUUGUGGCCUUGCGCUUCUAUACCCGACUCCGGUUCAAGCAGAGCCUCGGAGUUGAAGAUUAUUCUUGCGCUGUGGCUUGGGCAUUGUUUAUGGGAUACUGCGCCAUAGGUAUUGUCGUUGGUAACUAUGGCGGAGGUUAUCACUUCGACGAGUUGAGCCAAGAGACCCAGAUCCAAUACAAGAAGUUCUGCUAUAUCGCCACCAUCCUCUACUGCCCGAUGGCCCUCUUCGUCAAAAUCGCCCUCCUAGCAAUUCUGACUCGCAUAUUCGCUCCUUACCGUGGCAAAGUGUGGUUCAUUUACAUCCUACUCGGCUGUCUUUGCACUUACUAUAUCAUCGCCCUCAUCAUCAAGAUUCGCAUGUGCUAUCCCAUUCCUGUCUACUGGCUAGGAAAACUUCCGAAUGGCGAGGGCUCAUGUCUCGAUCAAACGGCCGCCUUGAUUGCCGACUCGGUUAUCAGUGUUGUUAGCGACCUCAUCAUCCUUGUCCUGCCCUUGCCAUUGACAUGGUCACUACAAAUGUCGCGUAGUCGCAAGCUUCGGGUGAUUGGUCUUCUCGGUGCUGGAGGUCUUGCGACUGGGUUCAGUGUGUACCGAUUGAUCCUGGUCCUGAAGGAUGGCAAGUCCUCGGAUAUGAGUAUCGUGUUCAUGUGUGUCAUUAUGUCUGGCAAUGCCGAGGGUGGUGUUGGAUUGAUUUGCGCAUGCCUUCCUGUUCUCAACGUCCUCUAUGCCCACUACCGGAAAGAAUACUCAUCUCAAAAAUACUACAACCAGAGCUCUGAUAUUCGGCUGGGGGAACGCAAGUCGGGGAACAACUCUCAGUCCGCCAGCCGGUUUGGCAAGACGCCAAACUUCGGUGAUCAAAAUGAUCAAAGCCAUCUGAUCUCCUUCGCUGGAGCUCCGGAUGCAGCUGACUCGAUCUAUAAUGAUGAUGGGAUUAGAAAAACGGUUGCCGUGUCACAGACCGUAGAAAGUGCCGAUGGCGAUAGUCGAUGA